UUCACCCUAGUUUUUAUUUCAGUAUAUAUGAGUCUUUCAAGGCUAUGAAUUUGCAUUUCAAUUAAUCGGAUGGAUUUAAUGACGGAUAGUGUGAACGAAGAGAUUAUUGUGGUGGGAUUGCAUUGCCGUCUAAGUACUUGUGGUAUAGUCUUCCUGCGCAGAGAGCGGAUGCGAUGACAGCCACCAGAGAUGCGAUGGUCAACAUAUUGAGUAUCUAAACCAUCCUCAGAAAUUUGAACCAUAGAAAAAGCGGACUCUUGACAAUCUCUGCGUUGCUUUCCCAGGAGUGGAUGGGUGAGGGUUGAUGAGAUGACUAAGCUGAGACUCAAUGCUCCCAAUCAUCUAAGCCGGGGUGCUUCGUAUCAUCGUCACUUACGCCAGACCUCCGACGCAAUCUGGCCGGAGAGCUCCAGCUGCAUAGCUAGUCACAACACCAACAGCCAUGGCGAACAGAGGAUAUGAUGUCGUCGUUGACGUUGAUCAGGAGGGCGACCUAGGCCAUACGGACCUCCGCGAGGACCUCGAAUUCCACAGCUCCAACUUCGACAAUACCCCCGACUCCCGCAACAAAAUCCAACCCGACACCGCCACCGCCGGCUUCCUCCCACCCCCCGCCUCCUCUUCCUCCUCGCGCAAACACUACCUCUGGACUCUCUCCUUCUACGCACAAGCCUUCGAUGUAGACACAACCUCCGUCAUCCACCGCUGCACCGCAACCUUAUACCCGCGCCAAAACUUCCUCGACGUCCUCGAAGGCAACCCCGAUCUUUACGGCCCGAUAUGGAUCGCGACCACCGUCGUCGUCAUCCUCUUCCUCACGGGCACUAUCAAUCAAUACCUCGCGCACCAGGGCAAAGACCACUUCGCCUAUGAUUUUAAGCUGCUAAGUGGGGGUGCUGGAAUGGUGUAUGGAUAUACGGCUGUGGUGCCUGCUGCGUUGUGGGCUGUGCUGAAAUGGUACGGGAGUGAGAGCGCGAAUUUGCUCGAGUGUGUUUGUCUGUAUGGAUAUGCAAAUUUGAUCUGGAUUCCGGUGGCGUUGAUCAGUUGCAGUCCUAUCAAUAUCCUCAACUUCGUAUUCGUAGCUUUGGGCUUUGCUGCGUCGGUCUUCUUCCUCCUCCGCAACCUCUACCCCGUCCUCUCUUCCACCGAAGCCAAGACUUCCAAGAUUCUGCUCGUUGUCGUACUAUUGCUGCACGCGGGCUUCGCUAUCGCCAUCAAAGUGCUGUUCUUCGCUGCUACGAGUCCCGUGGGACCGAAGGAUGGCGAUGGUGCUGGGACCGGCGCGGAUGCGGGCGGGGAGGGUGAGAAGAAGGGGGAUAUGCUUGUGAGGAUGUUGAUGGGCUGA
Molecule: messenger RNA, 1345 nt
Organism: Periconia digitata
Lineage: Eukaryota; Fungi; Ascomycota; Dothideomycetes; Pleosporales; Periconiaceae
Source: the annotation of a GenBank genome assembly